AUCAUGCUGAAAAACGAGUCAAGCACAGGCAAGGUUUAAACGGACUGAGUCAUAAGUCUCCUGCAGACCACCCGAACUACUUUCACCUAUAGUCUCAACCUGUACCGUAAAUAGACAAGACUGAAAAGGAAUAUCAAGAAGAAGAAUUGUUUAUCUACAUCUGAUUCAAGUCCAUGAAGCCACAAUCAUCGUCUUUGAAUCCAUAUGCAACGUCAUAUGUUCCUCUCUCUAAAAGGGGGGUAGAUGGUAGAACACCUUCGACUGAAAAAGAUUCCAAGACUUAUAAUGGGACAGUAUGGUUUCAGACUCAUCAGGGUGCCACAAAUGAUCCACAACUUAUCAACACUAGCUUGGAAAGGCUCUCGAAAUCCGAAUCUUUUCUGGCAAAAGGCCAGCCUGCUUCUAGUUCCUACACAGGCUACACUUCAUCACAGAAUGUGGCAGAGUUAUCGGAUAAUCAGUUGCUAGAUGAAGAAGUUGAUAUGGAUUUGGAGUAUCUUAGGAUGAAUUUUCCUGGUAUAUCUUAUCAGUCCCUUGUAGAUGUCUAUAAUGUAAACAGUGGUGACUUGGAUGCUGCUAUUGACAUGCUCAGCCAACUUGAGUUGGAGGGAGAUGAAACUUCUGGAAUUCUUCCAGAGACACUGGAUAUUGGUGACGUUUCAGAGUCCGGAUUGCCAGCUGAUUCUGCUUCACUAAAACAGAAGAAUGUAGCAGAGGAAACCAACACUUCAUCUAGUCACAUGGCAUCAGCCAAUGUCUUGUGAAUUGGUUUGUCAUUCACAAUUGUUUUGGUUGGAUAUAUGUGUAAAAAUAAAAAAAUUUACCUUAGGUGGAGAUGUCUCUAUCAUCGAUUUUAUGGUUUGUAUAGUUCUAUACAUUGUCUUGUUUUGGUGGUCUGUUUUCUUUUGAUGAGUUGCUUGUACAAUUGGGACCCCCUUUCAAUUGCAUGAAUUGGAAGUGUCCAGAAUGGGGGAGAAAGGUAAAAGAAAAACAACACAUAAAUGAAGGUGAUUUUCUCUUGGGAUUGAUAA
Messenger RNA from Glycine soja, 1031 nucleotides. Its product is annotated as polyadenylate-binding protein-interacting protein 5-like. NCBI's taxonomy places the organism in Eukaryota, Viridiplantae, Streptophyta, Magnoliopsida, Fabales, Fabaceae. The coding region runs from base 174 to 764 and encodes 196 amino acids. Gene Ontology annotation, molecular function: ubiquitin binding. The record is from RefSeq and is a predicted model, not a curated record. The transcript has 3 exons.